GAGUCCUCCAACAGCACGUAUUACAGCAAGGACCGUGCGAUCGCCUCGCAGCCCAGCGGCAUUGCUGCGCUCAACAUCGUGCUUCAUCCUCCUCCUUCCCCUUCCUUCCCCUCCCCUUCCCCCAUCCAGGAAUCCUCCAACCGCACGUACUACAGCAAGGGCCGAGCGAUCUCCUCGCAACCCAGCGGCAUCGCGGCACUUAAGAUCGUGCUGCGAAACGUCGCGGAUUACAUCAAGUCGAAUGUCAUGCUGGUGCAACCCUACGCGCUCUCCAUCCCACCCGCGCACAUGCCCAACAUGUUCCAAUACGCCGACACCACCUGCGCGCUUUUCGCCGGGCCUUUAUCUACCACAGCUACUGAUCUAGCCAAGGCGAGGAGCAGCGUUGUCGCGUGGACCAACGCACAGAUCAACGCAUUAUCGAAAUCCCGGGUGAAGCUGCUUAAUAUCUUGUCGCUGUCGCUCUAUAGGGCGGAUGCACACGUGGGGACGUAUCGGCCGGCGGGAGGGUCGACGGAAAUGGACUGUGCUAAGUGGUGCUUGCCGGGAGUUCCAGAUGUGUGGCUGGAUUUGUGGUACCACCAGGUCAGCGACCCGUUCAACCUUAAGCCAUAA
This is a messenger RNA of Closterium sp. Naga37s-1, 615 nucleotides long. The record is from the annotation of a GenBank genome assembly. Lineage: Eukaryota; Viridiplantae; Streptophyta; Zygnematophyceae; Desmidiales; Closteriaceae.